GGGUGGACUGAAUAAAUAACGAGUGAGAUGCGGCUGAGAGGAUGAGAUGAGUGAAGGAGCAGCAGAGGAAGUAGGAGGCACACACUUCAUAGUAGCUGCUCAUAAACUCUCUGCUGCUGCAGCUGUGCGUUGUAGAAGCGUCUAGACUCUGAAUCCCGAGCAGCAUCUCGACGCUCUCUCUCCUCACUCUUCACUUCUUGCUCCUGUUUGCGUGUAAGCCUUGUUGUCAGCGUGUUCCCCCGGCCACGCACCGCGAUCCAAGUUUGUCGCCUGCCUUUAACCGCACUUCUCUGCCGCAAACAGGUUGCCCACUAUCUCUGCGCGUGUCCUUCUGCUUCCAACUUGAUCGAUCAAGAUGAUGAUGAUCAUCGCUGAGUUCUUCGUGGUCAUUUUGAAAGUGCUCUGGGCUUUUGUCACCGCCGGGUCUAAAUGGGUAGUGCGGCCCAAGGAGAAGAGCGUGGCGGGACAGGUGUGCUUGAUCACCGGCGCCGGCAGCGGCCUCGGGCGGCUCUUCGCCAAGGAGUUCGCUCGGACACGCGCGAUACUCGUGUUGUGGGACAUAAACAGCCAAAGCAACGAGGAAACGGCGGAGAUGGUGCGACAGAUUUACCAUGAACUGGACGCUCCCAUCACAAAAGACGGACCCAUUGGAGGUGUGGAGGAAGUCCCUCCCUUUCAGCCGCAGGUCUACACCUAUGAGUGUGAUGUGGGGAAGCGGGAGAGUGUGUAUUCCACAGCCGAGAGGGUGCGUCGAGAGGUGGGAGAGGUAGACAUACUGAUCAACAACGCCGGUGUGGUGUCUGGUCAUCACCUCCUGGAGUGCCCCGAUGAGAUGAUCGAGCGUACCAUGGUGGUCAACUGCCACGCACACUUCUGGACCACCAAGGCAUUUCUCCCCAAGAUGCUGGAGCUGAAUCAUGGCCACAUUGUGACUGUUGCCAGCUCUCUGGGUUUAUUCAGCACAGCUGGAGUGGAGGAUUACUGUGCCAGCAAGUUUGGUGCCAUUGGGUUCCACGAGUCACUGAGCCAUGAGCUGAAGGCUUCGGAGAAGGAUGGCAUCAACAUGACUCUGGUGUGUCCUUACCUGGUCGAUACUGGAAUGUUCCGAGGCUGCAGGAUAAGGAAGGAGAUUGAGCCUUUCCUGCCUCCACUGAAGCCAGAGUUCUGCGUGAAACAGGCCAUGAGGGCAAUUCUCACCGACCAGCACAUGAUCUGUACGCCUCGCAUCGUCUAUAUGGUCAACUUCAUGAAAAGCAUCCUGCCCUUCGAGGCCAUCGUGUGCAUGUACCGGUUCCUCGGCGCUGACAAAUGCAUGUACCCGUUCCUCGCUCAAAGAAAGGAAGCCAUGAACAACAACGAGGCAAAGAACGGCAUCUAAGGAGGGAGGGGGGGGGCGCUGUUCCGCACACAACAAAUAUGGGCACACGAGACGUGCAGGAAACAAACCACUGAGAAUGAAAAUUGGGGGAAUAAAA
This is a messenger RNA of Solea senegalensis (Senegalese sole), 1475 nucleotides long. RefSeq names its product retinol dehydrogenase 10a (gene rdh10a). The transcript is spliced from 6 exons. Gene Ontology annotation, molecular function: oxidoreductase activity, acting on the CH-OH group of donors, NAD or NADP as acceptor. Lineage: Eukaryota; Metazoa; Chordata; Actinopteri; Pleuronectiformes; Soleidae. Bases 356 to 1378 code for a protein of 340 amino acids. Gene Ontology annotation, cellular component: lipid droplet. The record is from RefSeq and is a predicted model, not a curated record.